Molecule: messenger RNA, 1047 nt
Organism: Fimicolochytrium jonesii
Lineage: Eukaryota; Fungi; Chytridiomycota; Chytridiomycetes; Spizellomycetales; Powellomycetaceae
Product: WD40-repeat-containing domain protein
Exons: 7
Coding region: 1-1047 (348 amino acids)
Biological process (GO): negative regulation of transcription by RNA polymerase II
Cellular component (GO): ESC/E(Z) complex
Molecular function (GO): nucleosome binding; protein binding
Source: RefSeq, a predicted model, not a curated record
AUGUCCGAACAUACAUCGACACCAGAACCUUCAAAAGAAGAAAUACUCUCGUCCCUGCGACUACGCCGUAUCGUCCGUGAGAACCAUGGGAAAGCUAUCAAUCAUUGUGCUUUCUUUACGGAGAGGGCGCAGAAGGGUGGGAUAAGGGCGGGGAAUGUUUUGGUUACUGUUGGGGGAGACCAGGUAAACUUCUACGACAACGCACACUGCGGCGACCAUCUGGACAUCAUGUCCCACUUCGUCGUUGGCGGCGGUGUGUACUUCCCCGAUGCACCACAGCCGGAAUCCGGCGAACCCCCCGAACUCCUAACCUCAACCUUCCUCCCGCACCCAACCGACGCCCUCCUCGCCGCAGCCGGCACCGACGCGACCAUCCACAUCAUCAGCCUCACGCGUUCGCAGGAGAUUGCCCAACUCACCGGUCACACCGCGACCAUCACCCAUCUCGAAACCCACCCGACCGAUGACGAGCUGCUGCUCUCGGUGGGCGAGGACGGGACGGUGCGGAUGUGGCAUGUGGGCGCGCGGAGGGAGGUCGCGAGGUGGAGUGUGAAGGCGCGGUGUGCGACGUUCCACCCGAACGGCCUCUCCUUCAUAACCGCCUCCCCCCGCGGCGUCAUCCGCGACUGGGAGAUCCCGGACGCCCUCCUCGACCUGUCCGCAGACGACGCCGCGGUGUACCCGCACGAGACGGUCGAGACCGGGUUGCCGGUUGCGCAGGUCGUGGAGACGUUUCAUGGGGGGUGUUGUAUAGACGAUAUACGAUACGUGGACUCCCGCGUGUUGUCGAAGGGCGUUAACGGGAAGGUGGCGUUCUGGGACCCGCUAGCGGAAGAGAUCAUCCACAUCUUCCAAGUCAAAGGGAGCACCGGACACAACACAUGUCGGUUAGGCAUCAGCACGGACGGGACCCACUUCUGCGUCGGCACGCCCGCCGGCUCCGUCGCGGUCUACAGCCUCGCCGCCGGGACACUGGUCAGCGUGCUCGCGCACCCGCGCUCGAAUAAGGCGGUCAGGGCUUGUGCGUUUGUCGAGGGGGAUCGGUGA